AUGGAGGAGGACGAGGAGGAGGAGGAGGAAAACGGUUCUGGGACAGAGAUUGCUUUUAUUCUGGAUGGAUCAGGAAGCAUUGAGCCGGAGGAUUUUGAAAGAGCAAAAGCAUUCAUCCACAAGAUGAUGAAAACACUGUAUGAGAAGUGCUUCGAGUGCAAUUUUGCAGUGGUACAGUAUGGGUUUGAAAUCAGAACGGAGUUCGACCUGCGAGAAAACUGGGACCCACGUGCCACCCUCCAGAAAGUACUUGAUAUUGUCCAGGUGUGCAAUGUGACAAAAACAGCAUCUGCCAUGCAGCAUGUCCUGGAUUCUAUCUUCACUGAAAGUCACGGGUCCCACAAGGAUGCAGCCAAGGUCAUGAUUGUGCUUACAGAUGGGGAAAUACUCCUGGAUGAAAUGAACUUGACAACAGUGAUAAAUUCACCCCAAAUGGCAGGAAUCAAGCGCUAUGCCAUUGGGGUGGGAGAUGCCUUCAGAAAACCAAAGGCCCUAAAUGAAUUGCGGCUAAUUGCAUCUGGUCCAGAUGACGCUAAUGUAUUUCAGGUGACCAAUUAUUCAGCAUUAGAUGGGCUGCUUUCAACCCUGCAGCAGAGUAUUAUUGGUAUAGAAGGCACGCAGGGUGAUGCUCUGGAAUAUGAGCUUGCACAAGCUGGUUUCAGUGUGCAGAUCUUGGAUAAGCAAGUCUUGAUGUUUGGUGCGGUGGGGGCCUUUGACUGGUCUGGUGGAAUUCUGCUGUAUGAUCUGGCAACCAAGACUGCUGUUUUCCUGAAUGAAUCUAAAGAAGCAGCCAAAAAAGCAAAAUACGGUUACCUAGGAUACAGCGUGGCAGUGGUACACACAGAAUAUGGACCCUUGUACGUGGCUGGAGCUCCACGGCACAGCAUGAGAGGGAAGGUGUUGGUGUUUCAGGACAGCCGCUUAAAACAAACCCUGCAAGGAGAACAGGUUGGAUCUUAUUUUGGCUCUGAGCUCUGCCCAGUUGAUGUGAACCACGAUGGGGUGACAGAUCUUCUGCUUGUUGGAGCUCCAUUUUAUCACAUUCGAGGGGAAGAAGGAAGGGUUUACGUCUAUCGCCUGGAGACAGAGACUGGUUCAUUCACCAUGAAAGGGCACUUAAAUGUGCAGGUGACCUCUCCUUUUGCACGGUUUGGGUUUACCGUGGCCAGCAUUGGAGACAUCAAUGGGGAUGGAUAUGAGGAUAUUGCAGUUGGAGCCCCCCUUGAAGAUCAGCUUUCAAACAGUUCCUCUUUUGGCAGCAUUUACAUCUUUAAUGGUGAUAGAGACAAGAUCAAGAGCUCUUUUUCUCAAAGAGUAAAAGCCUCUGAAAUUUCUUCAGGACUCCAGUAUUUUGGACAAUCCAUUGAUGGUGGCUUUGAUUUCACUAAUGAUGGCCUCCAAGAUAUUACAGUAGGAUCACUGGAGAACGUGGUUUUGCUCCGCUCGAGACCAGUUGUCCACUUUCUCACAAGCAUAAGAUUCAAUCCUGAGAGAAUCCUAACUUUCCAAAAUAACAGCAUCGUUACAGCAAAACUAUGUUUCGAUACAAUCUCGGCUUUACCAGUGUCUCAACAAGUGUUUUCGCAGUUAUACAUUCUCUACACGGUGGACUUAGAUGUGAAAAUGGCAAAGAAGAGAGUACAGUUUGAAGAUCAGAACACCACAACAAGUGGAAAGCUGUUGGUCAGCAAGCACAUGUGCUCUGAGCUGCAGCUUUACACGCUGCCAUGUGACUUUGACUGUUUUUCCAGUGUUUUUCUGAGAGUUAAACACAAGCUCUAUAAGAAAAAUGAUAACAUGGAGUUUGCUGUUCCUGUGCUGGAUAGGUACAAGCCAUCAGAAAUGCAUUUUCAGUUGCCUUACAAGAAGGACUGCAACAAGACCAUCUGUACUGCUCAUUUAACUUUGACAAGUCAGAUUCAAAAAGAAUUAGUGGUGGGCCACACUAAAGAAGUGACCAUGAAUGUUUCACUAACGAACAGUGGAGAUGACUCGUACAUGACAACUAUGGUCUUGAACUAUCCUAAAAACCUACAUUUUAAGAAGGUGACCGUUGAGCCAUCCUCUCCUGCUAUUCACUGUGGCCAACCAAUACCAUUAACUUCUGUAGUCUUAUCCUGUAACUGCAGAAUUGGGCACCCGGUAUUCAAGAAGACAACUGCAAAGUUUUCAGUGAUUUGGCAAUUAGAUGAAAGCGUCUUCCAAAAUAAGUCUGCAAUCACCAUUAAUAUCACCAAAAGCAUAAAUGAAAAUAGCACCAUUCUGACUGAAGAACACGUCCUUGAUGUCAGAUAUGCAUUCACCGCAGUCCUUACCAAACCAGUUUCGUUAAUGUACGUGAAUGUUAGCGAAGGACUUCUUGAAAACAAAGAAUUCAAAUUUAAUAUAAACGGAGAAAAUCGCUUUAACGCUACCAUCAAGUUACAGAUUUGGGUUCCUAUCAGUAUACAAGGUCACAAGAUAAUAACGGUGAAAAAUGCAUCAGGAACACAGUUCUUAAAAAGCAGAACUGUUCUGCUGGUCCCUGGAAAAAUCACCUUCAACAGAGAACUAUAUCUGGGCCUGAAAGAAGAGAAUCAUAAUGCUGAGAUUACUCUUGUCUUCCUGAAAGACGAAGUGUUUGAUCCCUUGCCUGUUAUCAUAGGAAGCUGUCUUGGUGGACUUCUUUUGCUGGCGUUCAUUAUUCUGCUCCUCUGGAAAUGUGGCUUUUUCAAAAGAAACUAUAAAACUAUGAUGGAGCAAGAAGAUACUUCCUGAAGACUAAGCUGGCCAAAGCAGGAAGCUCUGUAUUCUUUCACCGGCUUUUUGGAAACAGCAGAGUCAAAGUCUGGCUAAGAUGCAAAACAAUUCAUAUUCCCUGGUAGAGCUAUGGCACUCCGGAUCUUGGGACUCUCCCAAACUGCUGUUUUGACCACAGGGGCCCAGCUUUUUUGGGCAAUCCAGUUGCCUGCUUGUUUAAUUUGAACUGACUGUUUGUCAUAGAGGGACUGCCUGGUAUUGAUAAACUAGACUCCCCAUAAGAAAUUUUGCUUUAAUGUAGAUAUGCUAGGAAAAUUCAUCUUGGAGCCUGUUAGAUUUAUGUAUUGGAUUGCAGUCUUAGUUGCUGUGAUGCUGAGUGGUUUUUAAAUUGGUUUUAGUACUGAGUAGCUCCAGAAUAGAUUGAAAUAGAAAUUAAUUAGGGGAAGCUUCCCAUCCUGCUAUUGCUAAUGAAAAUGGAGACACAAGCAUUUUACACAUACAUGUAUAUACAGAUAUAUGUAUAUAUAUACACAAAUUUGUGCAUUUUAAUACAGUAAAGUAUGUCCCUUGAUGUCUCUGGUUCUUGGAAUCAGAAGCGUGUGUGUGUGGUGAUUAGUUUUUUUGUACCUCACAAUCUUAUUUCUGAUUUUCCAUUUUCAGUUGCUUUCAAGUCCUGAUUUGGUCACAAAUAAAAACUUGUAUC
Pygoscelis adeliae (Adelie penguin) is the source of this 3442-nucleotide messenger RNA. It is a transcript of the gene ITGAE, whose product is annotated as integrin, alpha E (antigen CD103, human mucosal lymphocyte antigen 1; alpha polypeptide). Gene Ontology annotation, molecular function: integrin binding. Lineage: Eukaryota; Metazoa; Chordata; Aves; Sphenisciformes; Spheniscidae. The transcript is spliced from 24 exons. The record is from RefSeq and is a predicted model, not a curated record. Gene Ontology annotation, cellular component: external side of plasma membrane; integrin complex. Gene Ontology annotation, biological process: integrin-mediated signaling pathway; cell adhesion mediated by integrin; cell-cell adhesion. The coding region runs from base 1 to 2757 and encodes 918 amino acids.